Molecule: messenger RNA, 2061 nt
Organism: Capronia coronata CBS 617.96
Lineage: Eukaryota; Fungi; Ascomycota; Eurotiomycetes; Chaetothyriales; Herpotrichiellaceae
Exons: 1
Coding region: 1-2061 (686 amino acids)
Biological process (GO): positive regulation of transcription by RNA polymerase II
Cellular component (GO): nucleus
Molecular function (GO): transcription cis-regulatory region binding; zinc ion binding; DNA-binding transcription factor activity, RNA polymerase II-specific
Source: RefSeq, a predicted model, not a curated record
AUGACCCGGGCUUCGUCGACAAAAUCGACUCCCACAUCGCAGACCGCGCAGCCCAGCCCUGUAUCGAUGACGGAGCCUGAAGUCGCUGUACCGUCUAAACCGGACACUGUUCCAGCGCCGAAACCGAAACGUGUGAGGACUGGAUGUCUGACCUGCCGCGAGAGACACCUCAAAUGCGACGAAGGCUUACCGAACUGUCAGAACUGUAAGAGAUCCAAUCGGAAAUGCAAACGUGGUGUCCGCUUGAAUUUCAUCGACAUCCAGUGUCAGCGGCCACCCUAUCUGCUUCCCCCCACCCAUGAUUGGAAAGUCACCUUCCAGGACGACUCGCGUGAGAUCGCAUCGGAGUACCUUGGCGGAUUCGAACGAUACCAUGCGCCAGAGCCGGAACCCAAACGACAGAAGCUAAACGCGCCAUCCUUGAAGUACAACUACGGUCAAAUUGCCGCUCCGAUUAUACCACAUCAACAGCUCCCUAGACACCAGCAACCUUACCCCAACUCAUAUGCUGAAUCAACUGAAGCCUUGUAUCAAAACUCUACUGGUCAGCCCUACAAUGAGACAGCAGCAGCUGCGUUGGCGUCAUUCUCUGAGGCAGCCCACGGCGUGAAACCUUCUUAUGGACAAUCAGUUCUGGUGCCACCCGAGCAGGGGCAGAGUUCUCCUCCACUGGACGACCGCACCGAGAUUCUCUAUAUGCAAAUCUUCGUUGAAGAAGUUGGCCUAUGGAUGGACUCGAUGGACGCUGACAAGCAUUUCUCCCGGCUCAUCCCCUUCCAAGCACUACGACAACCCAUGCUGAAGUAUGCACUUCUGGCCUGUGGCAUCCGGCAUCUUACCCUGGUCAACCCCGUCUACCCAGAGGAACAUGCACUGGAUUACUACAACAAAGCCACGCAACUCCUGCUGAAGUCGCUACAAAACCCGGACAGGGACAGUGUUCUUUGCGCCACCGCAGCAACCAUUCUCAAUGUGUACGAAGUUAUGUCUGAGAAGGCCUUACAGAGAAUGAACCACAUCGCCGGCGCUCGUGCUCUGAUCAAGGAGUGUCGGUGGGAUGCUACGGCGACAGGGAUUGGGGCUGCCUGCUUCUGGUUGAAUGUAGGGCUUGAGCUGUUCAGCUGUCUACAUUUCAAUUGGGGCGUCGCCUGGGACCCUGACACCUGGGGUCUCGACAUGACAAUGACUCCUCAGCAGGUGGGUGGUAACGAGGAGCAAUGGACUCACAAGAUAUUGUGGAUCUUGUCCAAAAUCACCAACUUCCGUUCGACGGCUCAAGCGCGGUUCCAAGAUGCCAAUGUCCACGCCGAGCAGAUGCGAAUACACCAGAGACAGCAGCAGUGGUUGGGACUCAAACAGUUCUGUGACCGCUGGGACAAGUGUGUUCCUCCGACCAUGCAUGCAAUGGGCUACGUACCAGCCUAUGGGGCUUCCGCGAAGAGCUCUUUUCCGGAGGUAUGGUAUAUAAAACGGACGACGAUUGUCGCGCGGCUUUUCUACAACACAGCUAUGGCAUUGCUCGGUAUGAUGCAUCCACUGGCCAGCAUACAACCUCAGACCGAGGAGGAGAUGCGGGAAAUGCGGGUGUAUCAUUCUCGACAGAUCUGUGGGAUCGUGGCCCACGUCAAGGACCGGGGCGUUGCCUCUGCCUCCAUACGUUGUCUGGCUGUCGCCGGGGAGAACCUUACCGUCAGACGGGAGCAGGAAGAGGUCCUGCAGAUUUUCGACAGGAUCAAACAAGAGACCGGCUGGAGAGUCACGUUCAUCCAUGAUGACCUCAAGGAGAAAUGGGGCUGGAACGAGGGCCUUCCAGAUUACAAUGCUUUGAGCUCGACAUCUACAUAUUACUCACCCACAGGCUCUUCCGCACCUUCGGCAGCGCCGACUUCGACACCUCCGCGGCCAAAAUACCCCGUUGGUAUUGUCAACCCACUGUACAAAAAUGCCGACUUCUCGGCCCAGAACCCACCCUACCAGGGGAAUUAUGUUCCACCGACCCCCGGACCUGGCCUGCACACAUCGACACACAUGUAUGGGUAUUCUGGACUGUCGAAUUUAUGA